AUGUCUCUGCCUUCCUCCACACAGAUGGGGGGCAUGGGGAAUUCCCUGGACUUCUCCUCCCAAAACCUGCUUAGUCCAAUGAUGGUAAGCUCUGGCGGCUACUCCGCCGCCGGUUUGGACGAGAUGUCGGACUCCCAAUUCCACAGCCAACGCUACAAGAUCUCCUUUUCGGAUAUCCCCUUGUCGGACACCACCACCACAACCACACAGAGUCUGCCUGACCCAACCUCGAUAUGUGAAAAGCAGUGUGAGGAGGAUGACUUUUGCUGUGGUUGGAACAGUGGCUGUGGGCGCCCUAGCUGCGUGCUGGGAUGUCACAUUGCCACAGUCUGCCGACGUCACCGUCUGCCAGGAGACCUGUCGGUCCCUCCAUGA
This is a messenger RNA of Symbiodinium sp. CCMP2592, 375 nucleotides long. The record is from the annotation of a GenBank genome assembly. NCBI's taxonomy places the organism in Eukaryota, Dinophyceae, Suessiales, Symbiodiniaceae.